GGCCGGGCCAUGCCCCCGGCCCGCCCCCGGCCCCGGGCGGGGCUGCCCCGUGCCCGGCCCCGCCCGUCCCGCCGCGGUCUCGCCUCCGCCCGGCUCUGGCCGUACUGGCGGUGGCGCUGCUGGGCGGGCAUCAGUGCCUGGAGCUGGGGCGGCAUCGCCGCCCUUUGCCUCGGCCUGGCCCAAGCCCGGCCCCGGCCCCGAGGCAGGCUCCAGCCCCGAGCCCGGCCCCGGCCCCGGCCCCGGCCCCGGCCCCGGCCCCGGCCCCGGCUCCGGCUCCGGCCCCGGCUCCGGCUCCUCCCGGGGCCUGCGGAGGACACACGCGGGGCGGCCGCUCCCGCCGCCUCCGCUGCGGCUUCCCCGGCCCGAGCUCCGCCGCUCGGCAGCGCGGCCGCCGGCCCCGAGCCGCCGGGGCCCGGGGCGGGUGGGGAUGCCCGGCCCGGGCCGCUCGGGGAGCGCUCGGGGGCCGUUGCUGGCCCCGGGCCGAGCGCUGACAGCCGCGUCUCGCCCGCAGGGAAGGCGCACGAGGCCCUGCAGGAGCGGUACCGAGUGGGUUCGCUGCUGGGGCGCGGCGGCUUCGGCAGCGUCUGCUCGGGGACGCGGCUCUCGGACGGCGCCCCGGUGGCCAUCAAACGCGUGCCGCGGGAUCGCAUCCGGCACUGGGGCGAGCUGCCCGACGGCAGCAGCGCGCCGCUGGAGAUCGUGCUGCUGGCCAAGGUGUCCCGUGGCUGUGCCUCUGUCAUUCAGCUCCUGGAGUGGCUCGAGCUCCCCGACAGCUUCCUGCUGGUGCUGGAGCGUCCGGAGCGGUGCCAGGAGCUCUCGGGUUUCCUGGCGGAGCGGGGGUUCCUGCCCGAGGAGGAGGCGCGGGCGCUGUUCCGCCAGGUGCUGGAGGCCGUGCAGCACUGCACCGCCUGCGGGGUCCUGCACAGGGACAUCAAGCCCGAGAACAUCCUGCUCGACCUGGCCAGCGGGCAGCUGAAACUCAUCGACUUUGGCUGUGGCGCCUUCCUCCAAGACACAGCCUACACCCAGUUUGCAGGAACCCUGUCCUACAGCCCACCAGAGUGGAUCCAGCACCAAUGCUACCACGGCGAGGCAGCGACAAUCUGGUCCCUGGGCCUCCUGCUGUGCCACCUGGUCAUGGGGAAGCACCCGUUCAGGAGGGGCCAGGAGAUCAUCCGGGGGCGGAUCUUGUUCCCACGAUGGCUCUCUCAAGAGUGCCAGGAUAUCAUUAAGAGGUGUUUGUCCAUGCAACCCUCGGACAGGCCGUCCUUAGAAGAGCUUUUCUGCCAUCCUUGGGUGCAGGGUGUUCCUCUGCCCUAG
Agelaius phoeniceus (red-winged blackbird) is the source of this 1320-nucleotide messenger RNA. NCBI's taxonomy places the organism in Eukaryota, Metazoa, Chordata, Aves, Passeriformes, Icteridae. The record is from RefSeq and is a predicted model, not a curated record.